Notolabrus celidotus (New Zealand spotty) is the source of this 5514-nucleotide messenger RNA. RefSeq names its product Rho GTPase activating protein 22 (gene arhgap22a). NCBI's taxonomy places the organism in Eukaryota, Metazoa, Chordata, Actinopteri, Labriformes, Labridae. The transcript is spliced from 11 exons. Gene Ontology annotation, cellular component: focal adhesion. The record is from RefSeq and is a predicted model, not a curated record. The coding region runs from base 278 to 2620 and encodes 780 amino acids. Gene Ontology annotation, biological process: activation of GTPase activity; signal transduction. Gene Ontology annotation, molecular function: GTPase activator activity.
ACUUCCCCACAGAGAGACAGACUCAGAAUAAGAGGAGCGACAGGAAAGCUUCGCACACAUGUCUUUUAUUUCUCUUUAAAUCCAAAUCCAUCGCAGCAGCAGCUGUUUGGGACUUUGUGAUGCUUUCACAGAGAGUCUGGCUCCAAACAGAGAGUCGUCUGGUCUGGCCGUCCGUCCUGACAUAGCAAGUAAUGCUCGCAUGACUGUCUUUAUUUCCUUCCUUCUAUCAGUGUCUGUUCACAUCAGCAUUCUUCGGACGCACGUCAUUUUUGUGUGAAUGACCGCAGCCAUAGUAGUCCCUUCUCUCCGGGACAUGGCACCAGUGGAGAAGAAGAGACUUUGUGCAGAUGAGUUUACUGCCAUGAAGCCAUCCACGACUCCUCUGACCGGUGACAAAAUAAAGGAAAUGGCAGCACGGUCCAAGAGCAUGGUUCUUGGGGAGUUGUCACGUGUGUCCAGGCCCUGCUCUCCUCUGGAUCAGGAGAAAGCUCUGAAGGCUGGCUGGUUGAAGAGACAGCGAAGCAUCAUGAAAAACUGGCAGCUGCGUUGGUUUGUCUUGAGGACUGAAGCGUUGUAUUUCUACAAGGACCAGGAUGAAACUAAGGCACAGGGUUGUAUUCCUCUUCAGGGCAGUCAGGUCAAUGAGCUGCCUGCCAAUCAGGACGAGCCUGGUCGACACCCGUUUGAGAUCGUUCCAGGAGGGGCUGGAGACAAGGACCGGACAGGUAUAAGCCAUGAGUCUUACCUGCUGAUGGCCAACUCUCAGAGUGACAUGGAGGAAUGGGUCAGAGCGAUACGCAGAGUCAUAUGGGCCCCACUUGGUGGAGGUGUCUUCGGGCAGCACCUCGAGGAGACUAUGUUGUACGAGGCCCAGUGUGGCGCUCAGCGACAGGUCCCUGUGCUGGUCGAACAGUGUGUCUGCUUCACGCGGGAUCAUGGGCUCCAGGAGGAGGGACUUUUCAGGGCCCCUGGACAGACCAAUCAUGUUCGAGAGCUGCAGGAUGCGUUUGACCGAGGCGAGAAGCCAGUGUUUGACAGUACCACGGAUGUCCACACAGUGGCAUCACUGUUAAAGCUGUACAUUCGGGAGCUGCCAGAGCCAAUAAUCCCAUUCUCCAAAUACACACAGUUUCUCUCCUGUGCUCAGCUUCUCACCAAGGAUAAAGCUAUGGGUAUCUCAGAGCUUUGCAAACAGGUGAAAUCCCUUCCUCAGGUCAACUAUAACCUCCUCAAAUACAUCUGCAGGUUUCUGGAUGAGGUUCAGUCGCACUCAAAUGAGAAUAAGAUGAGCGUUCAGAAUCUGGCCACCGUGUUUGGACCCAAUAUCCUUCGGCCCAGAGUGGAGGACCCAGUCACCAUGAUGGAGGGAAGUACUCAGGUACAGCAUCUGAUGACUGUGCUGAUCAGUGAACACACCCAGCUGUACCAACAAGAGGAGGCUGAAACAGCAACCAAGGCUCCCUCACUGCAGCAGACUGCGCUCCAGCGGUGCAAAGUGGAAUGGGUCUCCCAAGAGGACACCAACGCCCCACCCUCCUCAGGCACAGGCUCCAAACCCUCCCAGGACAAAGCCCAAACGCCCACACCUUCUACCACGCCCACACCUUCUACAGACACUAAACCAACUGCACCGAGUCCCGUUACAACAUCAGAGAAGGUUGAGGAUUGUCAGACUGAAGUGAAGGGUAAAAGUAAGACAGAGGAGGAAGUGGACGGGAAAGAGGAUAGCAAAAGUGAAGGGAAAGGUGGAAGUGAUUUAGCUGUUAGCCCCAGUAAGCAGUCUAAAGCCCUGCCCUCCUGGAGGACCUCCUUCAAGGGCGGUGCAGCAUCUACAGGGCCAAGGGGGAAAAUUGGGGGUUCAGCAGGAGAUGUGUCUGCAGCUGGUGGGGGCCACUGGCUAAUUAAUGGCUUGUCAUCCCUCCGAGCUCACAGGCGCACCACCUCAUCAGGAGAAAGACUAAAAGACUCGACUCUGUCUCUUAAGGACUCCACCCUCUCUCUUAAAGAGACUACUCUCUCACUUAAGGACUCACCGAGAGACUCUGAUGAGGACUCCCCUCAGACAUCGCUGGCUCACAGAGCCAUCCUCCAAUCCCACAGACUGUCUGCCUAUGACAACGUCGCCCCCUCCAGUCUGAGCCUGCCUGCUGACACCUCCCCCAUCUGGACGUCCUUUGAGAUUUCGUUGGCUGAGCCUGAGGCGAGUGAUAAGGCGGUAAAAUCAGGACAGGGUCAAGAAAAACCCACAGAGGUGAGGGACAGUUCGAGUACUCUGGAUCACAGUGCAAGUGGUACUGAGGAUGAUCUCCCAGGAACAAAUGAAGGUCUCACCAACAAGCUAACCCAGCUCAAGCAAGAGCUGAAGAGGCAGAGGACGAGCUAUGAAACCUGCAUCCGCAAGUUGGAGGAGUCCUGCUCCAAGUACCAGUCCCAGGUAAACCGCCUUGAGGAGGAACUGGACCAAGAGAAGAAGAAGUUUCAAAUGCUGGAGAUCCGGCUCAGGAACUCGGAGCGAGCGCAUCAAGAUGCAGAGAACCGAAACAUUCUCCUCCAGCGAGAGAUGGAAGAGUUCUUCAAAACCCUCGGGGAUCUGACCACAGGAGCAGCAAGGACCAACUAGCCCAAACCAACCUGCCUUCAUCUGGUCCAUUAGGGGAGGAAGAGGAGGAGCUUGAUUACUGGGAAGACCAGCCAGCCCCAAAGCUUUGAAGACCAAAUACCUCUAGUGCAGUCCAACUUACCACCGUGUCCUCUAAGUACAGCCGUCUUGUGCCUACACUGAGCAGUGCCGGUGCCAAACAAGAGCUCCUCUGGACCAAACACCCCUCAAUUUACCAUUCCUCUAAUACUAUCAUGCACCAUAGAUCAUGUAGCUGAUUAUUUAUUGACUAGGUUGCUCUUUGACAGAGCAGAAAAGCUGAAUAUACAGUGCCUUGCAUAUGUAUUCACACUCAUUCAACUUUGCCUUAUGUUUACGUUUCAAAUGCAAAGUAAAAUGCAUUUUAUUGGGGUUGUAUGAAAUGGAUCGAAAUUAGUCCAUAACGUUGAUAUUCUAAAGUAUGAAAUGCUCCUCUGUGACAUUAAUAAGAUCAGGUUCAACUAAUUGCCUUCAAGAUGGCUUUGAUUGUUAGACAAAUGGUAAAGAGCCAAAAUAAGUCUGCUUGAAUUCCAGGUUAAACAUUGUAUAUUGAGGAGGUUGAAUACUUAUACAAGGCACAGUGUAUGUAUGAGGUAUCGAUGUACCAAACAUCCUGUUCAUUCCCCUUAGAACUGGUGUUGUGAAAAGAAAUGUUGUAGACAAAGAAACAACGAUGUGAGACAUUAAAAUUCAACUCUUUUAUUUGCUGGAGUUGAAGGUAGACAGUUUCCAUUUCUGAUGUAUAUAAUUAGUCUGUUAGUGAGGCAAUUUCAGACCCAAAGGCUAAAAUUUACACAACUGGCCUUAACAAAUCACACCACAACAGGUUAACUCUGUGCUGUCAGUGAUCGUCCAAACCAUCAGAAGACUGCAGCAUCAUCUCAGAAGUGCUGAAUGGCUUUCCUUUUUGUUUCCUCUAAAUGUACCUGCACUAAAACCAGAUUUUCUCAGAAAAAAAAACUCAUGCGUAGUCUAAUCUAUCUCUUCUGUUUUAGAGAGAUGGAGGAGAGGAAAAACACAAGAGGAGGCCACAACAUUGAUUUGAGAUGUGGCCCUGAUAGGGUUCAGGACAUGCGUCACAAUCCCCAAAGUGCAUUGUGGGAGCUGAUGCUAAGGGGGAGGGGAGGUUACUGCCUAUAGUGCCCAACCAUGAAAAAGGGCAAAGGGACAGGUUGGGAAUUUGAGCCAUCAAAUACAUCCAAAGGUUAUCGUUGCAGGUAGCAAAUGCCUUUUCCUGACUCUCAGAAAAUAUACAAACAUCUACAGUUAAAUGUACAGAUCAGUCACUGGCUAUACUAAUCUAAGAAUUAUAUUGCACAGAAAACAAACAGAAAAGAAACAAACUGCAUAUAAAUAGUACUUCUGAAUGAAAUGUACAUUACAUACAAUAGACGCCUCCUAGCUUGAAAUAAAUAAAUAAAUUAGAAAUACAGAAAAUAACUGGAGUUUUUUUCGCAUUUUUUUGAAUGAUGUGUGCCAUGAUAUACAUACUGUAUCGUCAAAAAACGUGUGCAUGUGUGAGGUAGAACUCAGAAAGACGCACCGCAGAAGUGAGGGGCAUCUGCCACAGAGAGGGCUGAAAAUCAUUGAACUGAGUAAGGGCACUUAAAUUAAAUAUCUUAAAUAUCAGACAGUUGUGAAUAAUGUCUGAAAGAACCUGCUGAAAGGGUAAAGUGACUUUUUUUAGACUGAAGCUGCAUUUCCACCACAGGAACUUUGACCAGGGACUUGGGACAAAGUUCCUGCUAGGAGUUACUAUGUGGGUUUCCACCACAAGGAGAAGAGUCUAAACAAAGUCUCAGGGAUUUUAUUUUACCCACCUAUUUCAAAAGGUUCCUACUUGUGGGUAGUACUUCCUGUAAGUGCAAGAACUUUAAGUGCCAACAUUUUGAUCUGUUAAAUACCAAACAGCAACCUCCAGUCUUGAAGCCAAUGCAGAGGUGCAGAGCUGCAGUUCCUCAAGUGUCCACUUGAGACUGGCUAAAAAAGCCACAUUUGUACAGCCUGGUAGAGAGCAGUUUUGUCCUCUAUAGCCCAAGUCUUCUGUUUUGAAGAUAUAAGGGCUGAGAGUUUUGCAAAUUUAGGCAUAAUUAGGGUCGUGGCUAUACUGAUUGACAGGCAGUUGCUAGAAACCUGCCUUGACUCCACACUUGUCCUCUUUAGGUUGACUGAAAGUUAAGUUGAGUCAGCAGUUCUUACAUGGCCACCACCAUCGUUCCGCUUUAUAACUUCUCUCUAGAAACUAAUGGGUUAGACUAUGUCCUUUUUUUAAGAAUAAUCAUUCACUCAUCAGCAGUUUAAUUUGCCUAUUCAUCAGGGGUUUUGACCUUGGUAGAAACACAAACAGUAUUUUGUCAGAGGAACUUUUUAAUCCCUUGAAAAGCAGGACUAAGAGUUCUCGUUACUUUCUGUGGAAACGCAGCUUUAGUCUCUGGUGACAGCCCCCAAAUACAGCACUCAAUAUAGCCAGUGGUGUGGCCUACAUUAACAUGUUACAGCGCUAACGGCAAUCAUUGGCUCCUCACUUAGCCACAUUUGUAGUCACUUACAUUCACCCUGUUCUUCCUCAUCCAACAAACCAUCACCUACAAAUUACAUCUAGUAAAUAAAAAAAGUGAAAUACAGUCAGUUUACAGUAUGCUAUAGUAGAAAAUAAGAAAUUCAGUGUCAGGGUUGUUAUAGACCAUUCGACUGCUUGUCAGGAUGCACACAAUCAGAGGUGACAUAAUACUAAGAAAUUUCUUGGAUACACCAAGGGGACACUUUCUACAAGAAAGAUGAGGAACAAUAUGAAAAUAAAGCCAUCCAUUUGCAUUUGGAUCCAAGAUGAAAUGUGUUAUAGUCUAUUGUUAAAUUGGUGUCAUUCAGAUGUCCCU